Mesorhabditis belari is the source of this 210-nucleotide messenger RNA. The record is from the annotation of a GenBank genome assembly. NCBI's taxonomy places the organism in Eukaryota, Metazoa, Nematoda, Chromadorea, Rhabditida, Rhabditidae.
AUGGGCGAGCUCCUCGGCAUUCUCUGUGGAAUCUCGAUCAUAUCAUUCAUCGAAUUCGCCGUUUUAGCGAGCAACAUUUGCACGCUUUUUGUUAAGCGGCGUUUAUAUCGCGUUGUAGACGGUCAUUGGCUAUUCACAUUGCUCAAUGGAGCCCGUCUUUGGGGCUGCUCUUUUGAAGUGAGUAGUAGACAAGAUCGUACAGCCGAAUCG